AUGUCCUACGUGUUAACUGAAACUUCUGCAGGUUAUGCCCUUUUAAAGGCCUCUGACAAAAAGAUUUACAAAUCUACUACUUUAAUUGAAGAUUUAAACUCUUCUGAAAAAGUAUUAAAGGAAUUUAAAGUUGCUGCUUUCUCUAAAUUUAAUUCUGCAGCAAAUGCAUUAGAAGAAGCUAAUUCUAUUAUUGAAGGUAAAGUAUCUCCACAGUUAGAAAAGUUACUACAAGAAAUCAAAAAGGAUAAGAAGAUUACUUUGGUUGUUAGUGAAACCAAAUUAGCUAAUGCCAUUAACAAGUUAGGUCUCAACUUCAAUGUUGUUUCAGAUGCAGUCACACUGGAUAUUUACAGAGCUGUGAAAGAAUAUUUACCAGAUCUAUUACCUGGUUUAAAUGAAAGUGAUUUAGAUAAGAUGUCUCUAGGUUUAGCACAUUCUAUUGGUCGUCAUAAAUUAAAGUUUUCUGCUGAUAAAGUUGACGUUAUGAUUAUUCAAGCUAUUGCAUUAUUAGAUGAUUUAGACAAGGAAUUAAAUACUUAUGCUAUGAGAGUUAAAGAAUGGUAUGGUUGGCAUUUCCCAGAAUUAGCCAAGAUUGUCACAGACUCUGUUGCAUAUGCAAGAAUUAUUUUAACAAUGGGUGUUAGAUCUAAGGCUCAUGAAACUGACAUGAGUGAAAUCUUACCAGAAGAAAUCGAAGAACGUGUUAAAACUGCUGCUGAAGUGUCCAUGGGUACUGAAAUUACCCAAACAGAUUUAGAUAACAUCAAGGCCUUAGCUGAUCAAAUUGUAGACUUUGCUGCUUAUAGAGAACAAUUAUCUAACUACUUAUCUGCUAGAAUGAAAGCUAUUGCUCCAAACUUAACUCAAUUAGUUGGUGAAUUAGUUGGUGCUAGAUUAAUAGCUCAUGCUGGUUCUUUAAUUUCUUUAGCAAAGGCUCCAGCUUCUACUAUCCAAAUAUUAGGUGCUGAAAAAGCUUUGUUUAGAGCCUUAAAGACCAAACACGACACUCCAAAAUAUGGUCUUCUAUACCAUGCUUCUCUAGUUGGUCAAGCAACUGGUAAGAACAAAGGUAAGAUUGCUAGAGUCCUAGCUGCCAAAGCCGCAGUAGCUUUGCGUUACGAUGCUUUAGCUGAAGACAGAGACGAUUCUGGUGACGUUGGUUUAGAAGUCAGAGCCAAGGUUGAAAACAGAUUAUCUCAAUUAGAAGGUAGAGACUUAAGAACAACACCAAAGGUUGUCAGAGAAAGCAAGAAGGUGGAAAUCACAGAAGCCAGAGCUUAUAAUGCAGAUGCUGACACAGUGACUGAAUCUGCUUUACCUGAAGCUGAUACUGACGAUGAAGAAGAAUCUUCUGAAACCGAAACCAAAGAAAAGAAAGAUAAGAAGAGAAAGAGAGAUGAUAAAGAUGAAGAAGAAUCUAAAGAAUCUAAAAAAUCCAAGAAGGAAAAGAAAGAAAAGAAAGAGAAAAAGUCCAAGAAAGAAAAGAAAGAAAAAAAAGAUAAAAAGGAUAAGAAAUCUAAGAAGGAAAAAAAUAAAUAUGAUGCAUAA
Molecule: messenger RNA, 1548 nt
Organism: Arxiozyma heterogenica
Lineage: Eukaryota; Fungi; Ascomycota; Saccharomycetes; Saccharomycetales; Saccharomycetaceae
Gene: NOP58
Product: RNA-processing protein NOP58
Exons: 1
Coding region: 1-1548 (515 amino acids)
Cellular component (GO): box C/D methylation guide snoRNP complex; small-subunit processome
Molecular function (GO): snoRNA binding
Source: RefSeq, a predicted model, not a curated record